CUCAGAGUUACACAAGAAGCGCGUGCUAAAUUUUCUUCUCUUUGCGCUUUAAGGAUAGGACUCGGGAUAAUGCCUCUCCGUUUUCUCAAAAGAAUGCGUUUGCACAACACUUUUCUAGGAUCCGGUGGCAUAGAAAUUGAAAGAAUCAAAUUUUAGAACUCAUCGGCUAACUAUUUCUUUUUUCAAAACCAAGACCACCUCCUUGCGGGCUGCUGCCGGUGUUAGACUGAUUUCCCCGAGGGCCGCUGCAACCCCUGAUACAGGAAAAGAGAAGUGAAGCACGUCCAUUUCUAUUGGGAUGGCAUUGGUUGUUAUAUGUGGUCAACCAAGUAGUGGGAAGUCAACUGCUGCCAGUUGCCUGGCUGAAGCUCUUAAAGACACAGAAUCAAAGCCUUCUGUCCGGAUUAUUGAUGAAACUGCAUUUCAUCUUAAUCGCAAUCAAAGUUAUGCUAACAUGACUGCUGAGAAGAAUUUGAGGGGGGUACUUAGAUCUGAAGUCGAUAGAUCUGUGUCCAAAGAUACCAUCAUAAUAGUGGAUUCUUUAAACAGCAUAAAGGGUUACAGAUACGAGCUAUGGUGCUUGGCCCGUUCAACAGGAAUUAGAUAUUGUGUGCUCUUCUGUGAUGUUGAGGAGCCCUGCUGUAGAAAAUGGAAUCAAGAGCGCCGGGAGAGAGAAGAACCAUCAUAUGAUGAUAGAAUCAUUGAAGACUUGGUUAGGAGGUUUGAGAAACCAGAUAGAAGAAAUCGGUGGGAUUCGCCAUUGUUCGAGCUAUGGCCCUCUAGAGACGGAAUUCAAAAGUCUUCUGAUGCUAUAGUAGAAGCUGUUUCCUACUUGACAAAAAAGGUUGACUCAAAAACUAGGGAUGUUAAAAUUUUACAGCCAACAAUUGCAACUCAAAAUGCUCGCUCGUCAGAGGCUAAUUCUCUUUAUGAGAUGGACAAGGCUACACAAGAAGUGAUCAACGUCAUAGUAGAAGCCCAGUCCAAAGCACUGGGGGGUCCUAUCAGCAGCGUGUCGCUUGGGGCAGAUUUACCGAACAUCCAUAUAGGAAGAUCAGUUGGAUUACCUGAGUUACGUAGGCUGCGGCGAACUUUCAUAAAAUUAACAGGACAAUCAAGUUUAAGUGGUCCUCCUCCACCUUCCGAUGCUGAUAGUGCAAAGAGGAUGUUUGCGGAUUAUUUGAAUAGAGAGUUAGGUACUUGAUGAAGAAGUAACUGGCAUAUAAUCAAUCUCUUAGACAACUUCAGAAAUGAGCCCGCGUUGGUUAAGUUGUUCCGUGGCGCCCAACAGUAUUUCCCAUUUUCCAUAUAAACAGAGGUCAGAAGAAACCUUCAUAGGUGCGUCUGCUUUAGUUAUUUGUAAUCACGAAGCUGGUUAUUGGGUUUUGCACCCUAGAUAAGUGAAAGCUGCAAGACAGAAGAUCCUGUCAAAAUGAUGUAUUCUUCAGAGUUUCCAAUAGGUUUUCUAUGGAGUGUGACUAUAAAAAUGUGUGCAACAGUUUCUAAGGUUUGGGCUGUAUGAAAGCGAUGCAUGCAUACAUUGGUGUCAUCAUAUUUUGGGAACGGGGAAUGUGAUUUAUUGUGCAACUUCACCUAAUCACCAGGCAUAAUCUUGUACUGUAUUAUUGACUCGUAGCCCCCUUAUUUGUACUUUUCUUUCCCCCA
Molecule: messenger RNA, 1665 nt
Organism: Coffea arabica (coffee)
Lineage: Eukaryota; Viridiplantae; Streptophyta; Magnoliopsida; Gentianales; Rubiaceae
Product: protein KTI12 homolog
Source: RefSeq, a predicted model, not a curated record